GCUGUCAAAGCACACAAAACAAACAGCGAAUCCAAUUUAUUAUUUUGUUGAUAUUUAUCUAGCCAAUAUUGUUAUAGAAUAGACUAUUUUUAGACCAACAAACACACUUACGCCCUGCUAUUAUGCCCUUUUAGUAUAUCGCGUUGGAAUUUGUUAUAAAUUUGAGUUUUGGUGCUAUCCAAUCGGUAUACGAUGUUCAAUCCAGACAUAAAUGACUACCAGCUGACUUCCAUCAUAACCGAGUGCAGUGGAGGAGUGGCAGUGGUGUACUCUGCCCUGUACAAGCCCAGCAACCAAAAUGUGGCCCUCAAGAGGUACUUCGUUGAUAAAACAAAGGAGAACGCAGCUUUGAUACAGCAAGACAUAUUGACAAGAAAAGAACUUCAGCAUCAGAACAUACUGCCGUACUUGACAUCCUUUGUGCACGGCCGUGAGCUCUACGUCGUGUCUCCUCUCAUGACAUUCGGGUCCUGCCGAGACAUACUUGACCGGUACUUCCCCGAAGGCUUGCCGGAGCUGGCUUGUGCUCUAAUCCUGAGAGAUGUGCUUCAGGCACUGCAGUACUUGCAUAAACAACUCUAUAUUCACAGGAGCGUGCGCGCCAGCCACGUGCUAAUCGGCGCUGAUGGUUGCGCGCGGCUGUCAGGGCUGCGCAGCGCCGCCAGCCUGAUGGCGCGCGGCCGCCGCACGCGCCGCCUGCACCAGCUGCCGCCGCCGGAUCAUGCCAAUGCUAACCUUAUGUGGCUCAGCCCUGAGCUGUUAGAACAGAACCUGAAAGGCUACGAUGAGCGCUCAGACAUCUACUCGGUGGGCGUGGUGUGUUGCGAGCUGGGCAACGGAGCGGUGCCGUUUGCGGAGGUGCCUACCACUCUGAUGUUCACGGAGAAAGUGCGCGGCAGCCGUCCGCAGCUGUUGGACUGUUCCACCUUCCCGGAGCCGUGUCUGGAUGACGCCGAGAUGAAGAGCAUGUACAACACGGACAGCGGCGUGGGCGACAGCGCGGACGGCGUGUCGCGGCUGCGGCAGGCCUACGCCGCUCGCAAACUCAGCGAUUCAUUCCACCACCUCAGCGAGCUGGCGCUGCAGAGGGACCCUGAGAAACGGCCGUCAGCGACACAGCUACUGGCACACGCGUUCUUCCGGCAGAUCCGCCGCAGCGACUACCUGCCCGGCCUGCUGGGCCGCGUCAAGCCCAUCAAGCCCGACCCCAACGACAUAUCAGCGCUGCUCCUUCAACAGAAGAUGUCUGAAAUGGAGAUUGAGAAGACGACCGAAUGGGACUUCUGAUGGAGAACUACACCAGAGGUAUGUCUCGAUGUUUACAGUGUUCCUUUGUUCUUGUAACCUUGUCGUAACUGCAAAGUUACAUAAGGGAGAUUUUAAGGCCUCUCGGGGCUGUGUUCUACCUCAAAACAAUUAAAUAAUUAUAAAUGUACCAAUGUGCCUCUAAUAAAUUGUCAAUGUAUAAUAAAGAUGAACUACAC
Messenger RNA from Ostrinia nubilalis (European corn borer), 1484 nucleotides. It is a transcript of the gene Stlk, whose product is annotated as STE20-related kinase adapter protein alpha. The coding region runs from base 193 to 1287 and encodes 364 amino acids. The record is from RefSeq and is a predicted model, not a curated record. NCBI's taxonomy places the organism in Eukaryota, Metazoa, Arthropoda, Insecta, Lepidoptera, Crambidae. The transcript is spliced from 7 exons. Gene Ontology annotation, molecular function: protein serine/threonine kinase activator activity; protein kinase activity; ATP binding. Gene Ontology annotation, biological process: protein phosphorylation; protein export from nucleus; activation of protein kinase activity. Gene Ontology annotation, cellular component: serine/threonine protein kinase complex.